This is a messenger RNA of Cimex lectularius (bed bug), 2377 nucleotides long. Its product is annotated as runt-related transcription factor 2-like. Gene Ontology annotation, molecular function: ATP binding; RNA polymerase II cis-regulatory region sequence-specific DNA binding; DNA-binding transcription factor activity, RNA polymerase II-specific. The transcript has 6 exons. Gene Ontology annotation, biological process: regulation of DNA-templated transcription. Gene Ontology annotation, cellular component: nucleus. The record is from RefSeq and is a predicted model, not a curated record. Lineage: Eukaryota; Metazoa; Arthropoda; Insecta; Hemiptera; Cimicidae. Bases 236 to 1378 code for a protein of 380 amino acids.
AAAGGCGUUGGGGGAGGAGUGGCCGCCGGGGGUGGGUUGUAGAAGAGUUAGCGAUAAGGAGGGUGGAUAGGUGGUGGGGGAGUACAUGUGUCCGCGGUAGAGUUUGCGUGGUUUGGUCGCCCCCUCUCCGCCGAGCCUCAAGCCGCACACCACUCAAACCCUCAGAAACCCGCUAACUAUAUAGCCGCUAACUAUAAACGGGGAAAACCGGGAUGAAGAGGGAACGGAUGGGCUGAUGCACUUGACUGCGACCACCGGGAUGUCGCCCCAAGAGGGGGCCAACCCCCUCAGCGACACCUACACCAAGAUGACCUCGGACAUCCUCGCAGAGAGGACUCUGGGCGACUUCCUCGCGGAACACCCCGGCGAGCUGGUCAGGACCGGAAGCCCACAUUUCGUCUGCACCGGCCUCCCGUCACACUGGAGGUCGAACAAGACUCUGCCGGUCGGGUUCAAAGUGGUGGCGCUGGGUGAAGUGAUGGACGGGACGGUCGUCACCGUCAGGGCGGGCAACGACGAAAACUACUGUGCCGAGUUGAGGAACUGUACCGCCGUCAUGAAGAACCAGGUCGCCAAAUUCAACGACCUCAGGUUCGUCGGGAGGAGCGGAAGAGGAAAAAGCUUCACUUUGACCAUAACUGUGAGCUCGACCCCUCCACAGGUGGCGACCUACACAAAAGCCAUUAAAGUCACAGUGGACGGCCCUAGAGAACCUCGAUCGAAAACGAGCAGUGCCCUCCUUAACUGGCAACAGCAGCAGUUCCACGCAUUCGCUUUCGGACAGCGGCCCUUCCUGUCUGGCCACUUUGCCGGCGCCCUGGACCCGCUCCAGAGGGCACCCGAUCCCCUAGCCUUCAGGAUGCCUCCCGCCAUGUCUUCCUGCCAAAAUAUGAGCCAGUUCGGCUUAAACAACGGGCACCAUUGGGGUUACAGUGCUACGGCGCCUUACUCCAGCUAUCUCGGAGCAGGGCCGCUGAGUAGCUGCUCGGCGACGACACCGGCCAGUUCCGGUUUCAACAGCACCCCGGCGAUCGGCUUCACUCCGGCCGACACCAAUCACACCCAGGAGUUCUCGCAGACAAAUACGACUACCGGAACAGUCGUGGGCGAGAACGGCGUGGAGUUGGAGCAGCAGCUGCUCGGCCAGCCGAGGUACGGGCAGACCGAGUUCACCGGCGGGGCCAGGUCCGAUUCGGGCGAGUCACCUGGCUCGGAGGAGAUGUCCUUCCAACCCCAGUACGGCUCUGGGGGCGCUCACUAUCCAGUCCUUCCAUCCUUGCUCUACUCACAGUUGUACCACUCAGAACCGGCGCCGCCUGCCCCCAGGCAGGAGGACACUCUACGCUCCGACCACGCAGCCGUCUGGAGGCCUUACUGACCUACCCGGUACCAGUGCCAACCAAGGAUAUUCGUGUCCUGAUUUACCUGUGCAAUAUCUCGGUCUCGCAGAAUCGCCCGAACUUUAACGGAUUCGCCGACUCGGUGGUGAUUCCACCUCUAAAACUAAUCAGUAUUUACCUCGCCGGCAAAAGCAGCACCCACAAGUUCAUUCCUUCGAUAUCGCGCGAAAAACCCUUUUAUCAUGGUAUCGAACGCUUAACUUUUUUAUCAAACGAUAACAUCAACUACACAGGUUCAACAAAAUAUUUGUAUCGGAUGCGAAUUAACCAGACUAGAUGUUCACGAAGUGAAACUGUAUCCAGCUAUCGUACUCCUGAAUGAGAUUUUAUUUUAUCUAGCUUUAAUUAGUUGACCAAAGUGCAAGUUGAAAAAUCGUGUCAAGCUAAUAAAACGAUACCUCACACCAAUUUGCCCGUAUCCAUUGUGUAACAAAUCAUCAACAAUUUUUGCUUGUUAACUCUAAAAUUCAAAAUAAGAUAGAUUCAUGGGAAUAAGUAAAUCGUAUUAAAUAUUAAGAACAAUUUUGAGCAGAAGUCCGACGAUACAAAGUUGAAAUCUAAUCGUUAAAGUAAUUUCUAAUUUUGAGCAAUCUCUAGCAUUGUUUUUAAAGUGAUAAUUUGUGGGUGCUGCGAAGUCUCGCUCUUUUCUUCUAGUCGACGGAGGACUUCGGCGUGAAGGUGGCGGUACGGCAGAGUCUCGAUGAAUCAGUGCAAUAAACGGGAGAUGCUUGAUUAUGCAGACGUUCGUGUAAAUGUGCCAAAGUUUCUUUUCCUUGCAAAAUCGUGAUAUUGUUUUCUAUUAUUGGUUUCGUAGAAACUGCUCAAACAAGAGAUGAGCUUGUGUAAUAUAUUUAUAAAAAAAAAAAAAAAAAAAAAAACUAAAAUGAAUAAUGUUACGGUUCUUUACGAUGUUACCAUAUUUUGUUGAUGCAAUAUACAUUAACGUACUUAAAGUCUUUUAAUACAUAUUCUUUGUG